GGGUGUUUCAGGGUAUCAAGAAAUCAUGUAUCAAUGUCUUGUGCUCUGAACUCUUGUAGUUUAGUGUUGACCUUCAUUAUAAUACAGCCAUGUUAACGUCACACAUGAACGUUGACAUGCCGGGGGACUCAGGUGACGACGCUGAGAUAGACAUGGAUGGUCCUGCCAAACUCAUCGCUCCGGACCAGAUGGGAAAAUCCCAAGACAGUCCAGAGGAAGUGAUGAUGAUGAAGGAGGAGGAAGAGGCUUUUGAACAGACACAGGACACUGAUCUGAACUCUUCCUCGUGUCUCGAAUUGACACAGAGCAGCAUUGAUGGCAACAAUCAUCUGUUUUUUGAUGCAACGGAUGUUGCCAAGUCCACCUCAGAAGAGGAAACUACAACAGAGCUGGAUGAUUUGCUUGACUCUCUGCAGCGUCUGCAGGUGAAUCUGACUGAUGUUGAGAGUCAGGAGGACGUUCAGCUGCUGCUGGAGCUGCUGCUGCAGACAGACUUCCAGCAGGCGUUCAGCAUGCACCGUAGCGUGGCUCUGGGCAUAAGACACCUGUGCCCGCCGUACCCGCUCACCGCACAUGCCCAGCAGAUCAGGGAUGAGGUGGAAAGUGUCCUACAGUGCAGUAAACACACUGAAGCCACAGAACUAACAGGCCUGUUGACUUCACCACACCUACAGGCCCUGAUGGAAGCUCAUGACUGUAUAGCCGAGCAGGAAUUGGAUGUUGAAAUUAUUGAAGAUGUGGACCAGGAUGAAAAGACCACCAAACUGGUUUCCCUGGAGAAAACUCGUGACAUGCCUCUGGGUGUGACGGUUCGUAACGAACAUGACUGCGUCAUCAUCAGCCGGGUGGUGAGUGGAGGAACAGCAGAGAAAAGCAACUUGCUCAGUGAAGGAGAUGAAAUACUGGAAAUCGAUGGCGUUCCAGUCCGUGGAAAAAGUGUUAAUGAUGUUCACAACAUACUGUCCAGCAUGCAUGGGUCCCUCACAUUUCUCCUCAUCCCAAACUCUCAAAACAAAAUAUCUCCUCACAGACCAACUGUGAUGCAUGUAAAAGCAAACUUCAGCUAUGACCCAUCUGAGGACCCAUAUGUGCCGUGCAGAGAGCUCGGCCUGUCCUUCCAAAAGGGAGACAUCCUCCACGUCACUAGCCAGGACGACCCCAACUGGUGGCAGGCGUACAGAGAAGGUCAUGAGGACCAGAAGCCCCUCGCUGGCCUCAUUCCUGGGAAGAGCUUCCAACAGCACAGAGAAGCCAUGAAGAAGACCAUCACAGACAGGAAUCAAGAGUAUAAAGGGAAACUUUGGUGUGCUAAGAAAAGCAAAAAGCAACGAAAGAAACUAUUGUAUAACCCUAAUAAAAAUAUUGAGCUUUACAGUGAAGAUAUACUGACCUAUGAGGAGGUGGCACUGUACCAUCAGCUGCCCAACCACAAGCGUCCCGUCGCCCUGAUUGGCCCACCAAACAGCGGACAUGAUGAAUUGAGACAGAGACUGCUGUCCUUACAGCCUGACCGGUUCGCCGGUGCUGUUCCACACACCACACGAAACCCCCGCACGCAUGAGCUCAAUGGAAGAGAGUACAAUUUUGUAUCACGACAGAGCUUUGAAUCUGAACUGGCUGCAGGGAAAUUCAUCGAAUCGGGCGAGUUUGAACAGAACCUGUACGGCACAAAUACGGAUUCAGUCAGACAGGUUGUCAACUCAGGAAAAAUCUGCCUGCUGUGUCUGCAGCCCAGGUCCCUGCGAGUGCUGUGUUCCUCAGAUCUUAAACCGUACAUCAUCUUCAUCAGGCCUUCUCUUCCUCCUCCUCCUCUUCCUCCUCCUCAGGAGCGAUUCUCCACCCUGCUGGCCAGAGGAGUGAAGAAACACACGCCUGAGGAUGCAAGAGAGACGUUGGAGAAAGCACGUGAGAUGGAGCACAGCUACGGUCACUUGUUUGAUGCCGUCAUCACGAACAGCGAGCAGGAGAAAACCGUCUCUGAGCUGCUGCGAAUCAUUGACAAACUGGACCUGGAGCCGCAGUGGGUCCCUUCUGCCUGGGUCAGCUAAAAAACACUUCCAUUGAGAAAUACUGAUGGAUUUUCAGUGUUCAAUGAACCUAAUUUGUGGUCUAACUAAACGCCACUCUGAAUAAACCAUGCUGAGGUCACGAGUCAACAUGGCAUAUAGUAAGCUAGACAUCAUUCACAGUAUGUUAGUAUUCCAUUUCGAACAUGACCGAGAUGCUGCAAUAUGGAAUUUUCCUUAAGUUUUCUUCAUUUCCGCAAUAUUGUUUUUACCAUAUUUUGUGUUUGUAGCAUUUGACCUGUAACAUUUCCAUACCAUUAAUAAAAAGCAUAGACAUUCUAGAAAUUAUUUUCUAAAUAUAGAUACAUAAAGUAUUUCUUCAUCCAUAGAGGAUCAUAUUUGUUUCAUAGAGCUCAUCUGUUUCCAUGUUCUUACAUCAGUAAAGUGACGUUGUUGAAUGUAUAAUUUGACAAUACCUAAGUCAAAACUAAUGUUAAAAUUGUUUUUAAUUAAAAAAGUUAAAUAAAAAAUGUUAAUGCAGUUU
This is a messenger RNA of Megalobrama amblycephala (Wuchang bream), 2550 nucleotides long. RefSeq names its product protein associated with LIN7 1, MAGUK p55 family member b (gene pals1b). Lineage: Eukaryota; Metazoa; Chordata; Actinopteri; Cypriniformes; Xenocyprididae. Bases 90 to 2048 code for a protein of 652 amino acids. Gene Ontology annotation, cellular component: plasma membrane; adherens junction. Gene Ontology annotation, biological process: protein localization to plasma membrane; establishment or maintenance of polarity of embryonic epithelium; establishment or maintenance of epithelial cell apical/basal polarity. Gene Ontology annotation, molecular function: protein binding. The record is from RefSeq and is a predicted model, not a curated record. The transcript has 13 exons.